Solea senegalensis (Senegalese sole) is the source of this 3097-nucleotide messenger RNA. It is a transcript of the gene zpd, whose product is annotated as zona pellucida glycoprotein d. The transcript is spliced from 10 exons. The record is from RefSeq and is a predicted model, not a curated record. NCBI's taxonomy places the organism in Eukaryota, Metazoa, Chordata, Actinopteri, Pleuronectiformes, Soleidae. Gene Ontology annotation, biological process: neutrophil migration. The coding region runs from base 1869 to 3071 and encodes 400 amino acids. Gene Ontology annotation, cellular component: cell surface; apical plasma membrane.
ACACCUCAGAUAACCCGGCUAUUUCACAACACCAGGGUGGCACUGCACCACUGACGACGAGACCAAGAACAAAACGCUGUGACGCUGCAAAAGGAGGUCAUUUGCAAAAGGAGAGAUUUUCCUCAGUGUCAAAAUGGUUAACAUGCAUUUCAGAACCUGGAAAUUAAUUUCAGAGGCAUGUAUGCAAACACUGGUGUGUUAGUAAAUCUGAUUAUUAAUAUUUAAUGGUUUUUCUCGUCUCUUCACAUCACUUUCUCUUUUAUUCUGUUUUGAUCAUUUCAUAAACUAAGCAACGUUAACCACCAUCAUCUAAACACAUCACAACCUCCUUACAGCCCUGUAUUUCUUUGACCUUUUAUAAAUACAAUCAUUCUACCCCUGUUUUGUUUCUGCUCUUUUUGUUCUUUUAAAAUACUUAAAGGUUUCAUCAAAAAAGAUGAAUGUAUGAGAUGUUUUCAAACUUCAUGUUUAUCGUUUCGUUGACUUUACACCAAUUCCUCUUUUGUACUAAAUAAGUCAGACUUGGGUUUAUGACUUUAAAGCAAAAACAUCUUGUUAAUAAACAUCGCUGGUACUGUUUUUUAUGCUGUUAGGUGAUUUGUGGACUAGAUUCUCUCUUUUUUCCCCACUGUGUUGCAUUUAAGGUCCCAUAAUCCCUCAGAUGUUUAAUACUGGUAAUUCAGUAGAAGUUAGUUUUUCCUGUCCAUGAGCCUUUUUUAACCAGGAAGAGUUAAUCACAUAUUUAAGUGAGGCAGCGUCACUAAUGGCAAAGAAACACACACGUGUCAGUGCGUGACAGCCGCAGACCUGACUCUGGUGUCCUGACACAAAACAGACAGUUUUUACCAGGGGUCUCAGACUCAAAUGACCUGAGGGCCACGAGCGUGUCGUCUGGUCAGAAAGCAGCUGUACAGUCAGUGUCUGUAUUGAUAUGGAACAAAAAAAACAACUCAUGUCUGAUGAUGUCUGAAAAUAUGGACUGUAGCCUCUGAGUGAAGGAAACACAGCGACCCACUUCAUAUCAAUCCCUGUGGACAUUUCCUGUCAUACGCUCAUGUCACAACACGCUGUCCCAUCUUUUUACCUAAAAACAUGUGAUCCAAAAUUGCUCACCUUUGAGAUUUCACUUUAGUAUGUUUAAAGGUACAGGGUGGCUACUGAUAUGAAUAUAAAAGGCUCAUUCUGGAUUCUGGUGUAAUGAAUAAUAUAGAAAAGGAUUAGAGCCAUGUGAAAAAAUACUUUUUUUUUUUCUUAAAUCACAGAAAACUGACUUUUAUCUUCAAUAAUCUGAUUUAAAUCGCAGAAUACUGAAUUUUUCCUUAGAAUUCUGUGUUAAAUCACAGAAUAUUGACUUUUUUCCUCAGAAUUAUGAUUUUGUAAAUUAAAUUUGUUUCAAAAAAGGUAAUUGUACACUUUUAAGUGCUGCAUAUGUACAAAAUAUUUUGUAUAAUUGAAGAUAAAUUGAGAAGUGACGAUAAAUUCACCUAAAUUGUAUAACACACAAGUACACAAAUAAUUACAAACUAUAGUAAAAAAUUUAUUUUUAUAUAAUGUUAAUCUAUAACUACUACUACAGUUCGUUCAGAUAGUAACACAAUAAAAUAAAGAUAUGUUAUAUGAACAAAGAAAAACAUUAAAUACCUAAUAAAAAUGAAAUAUAUAUAAUAAUAUGCACAGUGUAUUUGAUUGGAGUUCCUCCUCAAGGAAACGUUAAUGAGCGCGAGCGCUGUCUGUGGCUCGAGCUCAGCAGGUGUUCAUGAUUGAUUAACAGCAGGUGUUGAAAACAGACGACAACAGAGAGGGCAUCCGGUUUUACCGCGAUUAUAUUGUAUUUAAAAACCACGAAUUAAAGAUAUUUUUUUAGAGAAAUGAUCCAAAUCGGCUUGAAGCUGAGCGUGGUCCUCGUGCUUCUCCUUGGUUUCACGUGCUACUGUCUGGCAGGAAUCUGCAGCGUGGAACACUGUAAAGACCCCACGCGAUGUGCCAUGACUAAAGACCGCAGACGCUGCAAAUGUAUAGUGGGCUUUUAUGGCGACCAGUGUGAAAAAAAUGGAAAUAUUACAGUUUUGUGUGGGAGCAACUACAUCGCCAUCAGAGCAAUUGAGGAUUUCUUCAAGUACCAUAACGUGCCGCUGGAGUCCCUGCACUUGCCCAACCGCUCCUGUCGCGCUCAGAAGGAGGUCAUCGACGGCGUGACCUACUACAUGUCCACUGUCUCCAAGGAGACGUAUCUGGUCUGUGGCGGCAAAUCGCUGGAGACAAACUUUACUCACAUCACAUACGCUCUGAGCCUCCAGUCAGACCCUCAGGUCAGUGGUAACAUCAUCAGAGAUCCAAUCAUCAAGAUCAACUACACGUGUGUGUUUCCGUACAUCAGGAGCGUCAGUCUGCCUUUCCCGGUCGUACCAUUUUCCACUGAGAUGGUGGUGCGUGUGGAUGAGCUGGACGCCACGAUACAGAUGCUGCUGUACACAGAUCACACUUACACACAGGCUUUCGUCAGCGCCCCCACCAUCGAACUCCGAGACAAGGUGUAUGUGGCCGUGACGGUGACGGAGCCGGCAGAUUUUUUCCUGCUCCGACUUAACGAGUGUUGGGCCACGCAGACUCCCCAGCCCAACUCGACGGAGGGAUUAGUCCACGCCCUGCUUCAAAACGGGUGUGUGAAAGACCAGACUGUCUCCUUUGUGAACGUGACCGAGGAUGAGUCCGCACGUAAUGGCGCCAGCUCCACUGUGCGCUACAGCUUCAGCAUGUUCCGCUUCACGUCGGAGCCUCACAGUCUCUAUCUUCACUGCACGGUGCAGCUGUGCGAGCCAGACGACCACCUGUCCUGCACACCUAGCUGUAAUUCAAUCAGUAAGAGAGAAGCAGUGAGAGCAAAACCCGCCCAGGGUCUCCUUUCAUACGGACCCAUCAGGAUCGAAGUUCCAGACGGACCACAAUCCAGCAUGCUGACGAUGGUGGUGCUUCCUGUAGCCGGUGUGUGGACUGUGGGCCUCUUCCUCAUCAUCCUCAUCACUGUGGCAAAGGCGGGCAGGCGGAGGCUUACGCAGACAGAGGAGCACUGAGGACAAAAAUAAAACUUUGACAAUAA